GCACGCGCGGGGGCACCAGAGAACAAAUCUUCAUCGCCCACGCAUAUCCGCACUCCGUCCAAGCGCCGGCCGACCUCUCCGUUCCUCACCGGCGACACGACGCGCGCCGUCACAGCCAGAGAAAUCUCCCAAGCUAGCUAGUCAACGACCGGAUGCCGGCGGCGACCGGGUUCGCCCCGGCGCCCACGUCGGCGUGGCCCCGGUCCCGGCGGCGCCGGCUGCGCUGCCGCUGCUGCGAGGACACGCUGGGCGUCCCGCGCCGCCGCGCACCAGCAAACGGAGGCAAUGGCCCGGCGUCGAGGGACCAGCUCCACUUCCCCGAGCUCCGGCCGCUGCCGUACCCGGCGCCCCCUCCCCGGCCGCGGCGCAUCGUGCUGGUGCGGCACGGGCAGAGCGAGGGGAACGUGGACGAGAGCGCCUACACGCGCGUGCCCGACCCGCUCAUCGGCCUCACCCCCAAGGGCCGCCGCGACGCCGAGGACUGCGGCCGCCGCCUCCACCGCCUCUUCUCCGACGGAAGCGACAGCGACGACUGGAAGGUCUACUUCUACGUGUCCCCGUACCGGCGCACCCUCGAGACGCUCCGCGGCAUCGGCCUCGCCUUCGACGCCCGCCGCAUCGCCGGCGUACGCGAGGAGCCCCGCCUCCGCGAGCAGGAUUUCGGGAACUUCCAGGACCGGGAGAAGAUGCGUGCGGAGAAGGAGGUGCGGCGGAGGUACGGCCGGUUCUUCUACCGCUUCCCGGACGGCGAGUCGGCGGCGGACGUGUACGACCGCAUCACGGGCUUCCGCGAGACCCUGCGCGCAGACAUCGACAUCGGCCGCUUCCAGCCGCCCUCGCCGCCGGGCUCGCCGGCGGCCCCGGAGAUGAACCUGGUGCUGGUGUCGCACGGGCUCACGCUGCGGGUGUUCCUCAUGCGGUGGUACAAGUGGACGGUGCGCCAAUUCGAGGGCCUCGCCAACUUCGACAAUGGCGGCGCGCUCGUCAUGCAGACCGGGGAAGGCGGCAGGUACAGCCUCCUUGGCCACCACUCCGCCGACGAGCUCAGGGAGUUUGGCCUCACCGACGAGAUGAUCGACGACCAGCUGUGGCAGAGCACCGCCAGGCCCGGCGAGCUCAACUACAACUUCAUCACCAACGGGCCCUCCUUCUUCACGCACUUCAGCUAGCUGGCUUGUAAUUGGAGGUGGCUUGAUCGAUUGAUCACUCUCAUGUGUAUAUACAUAUAUAUACGCCUAUACGGAGUAAUGAACGGAUGCAAGAUCUUACGCUCCAUGGAUUCCCACAGUUGCAUCCAUGUGCGCAAAACUUGAAACCGAUUCACUCUUGUUUCAGCUUGCUUACUUAUUUUAGGGUGGUUUCCCUUGCGGCGAUUUUGUUA
Messenger RNA from Lolium perenne, 1381 nucleotides. RefSeq names its product phosphoglycerate mutase-like protein AT74H. The record is from RefSeq and is a predicted model, not a curated record. Lineage: Eukaryota; Viridiplantae; Streptophyta; Magnoliopsida; Poales; Poaceae. Gene Ontology annotation, molecular function: catalytic activity.